Indicator indicator is the source of this 1356-nucleotide messenger RNA. RefSeq names its product angiopoietin-related protein 7-like. The transcript has 6 exons. The record is from RefSeq and is a predicted model, not a curated record. Lineage: Eukaryota; Metazoa; Chordata; Aves; Piciformes; Indicatoridae. Bases 1 to 1356 code for a protein of 451 amino acids.
AUGAUGAGACAGGUGGCAUCAUCCGUAGGGCCCAUCCUCACCUGCCUGAUGAAGGCUUGUCCCAGCACUGGCUCUGCUGAGGUGGGUUUGCUGCCCCUCGUCCUCCUGGCCACGCUGAGCAGCCUCUCACUGCAGAAAUCCCUGCCUGCAGCCUACAGAGCCCAGGAAGGUGCCCAGGAGAGCACAGGCUUGAUCCAGUGCGGGGAGUACAGCAACCAGGUGCUGCCCAACGGCCGCUGUAAGAUCGUGGCCACGCUGCCGCAGGGGGACGAGCGGAGGUGCCCGGACAUGUUUCGCUGCACCGACGAGGUGUCCUACUGGCUCCACGAGAACGAGGAGAGGAAGCAGCAGAUCCUGGAGCUGCGGGAGCUCAUUUCGGAGCUGCAGGAGGAGCUGAGGAACCACCGGCACCGCAUCAAAGUCCUCGAGCUCCAGCACGAGGAGGCAGCCGGCCGGAACCACAGCUUGGCCCAGCGGGUGCAGGACCUGGAGCACCGGUACAGCGAGGCCAGCACCCUGCAGCACAUCCAGGCCACGCUGCUCUACGACAUGCAGGCACAGAUCAACAACAUCUCCGUCCUCGCCGACUGGGCCUGGCGCAACCCCGCCUGCCUCGGCCCCGCCGAGAUGAGGCUGCAAGAGGAGAUGCACCACCCAGAGGUGAAGCAUGGCAGGAACUGCCCCAUUGACUGUGCUUCUGUUUACUACAACGGGCUCCGGCGCUCUGGCAUCUACAGCAUCAUGCCUUCGGUUGGAGGGAUGCCUAUUGAGGUCCUGUGUGAGAUGGACACUGAAGGUGGAGGCUGGACAGUCAUCCAGAGGCGUCAGGAUGGCUCAGUUGACUUCAACCGGACCUGGAAUGAGUACAAGGAGGGCUUUGGAGACCUUAAUGGUGAAUUCUGGCUGGGCAAUGAGAACAUCCACAAGCUGACCAGCCAAGGGGACUACUCUCUGCGCAUCGACCUGGAGGACUGGAACAGCAAGCAUAAGCAUGCCUUCUACCAGGUCUUCAGCGUUGAGGACGAGGAGAACUAUUACCGCCUGCACGUGGAUGGCUUCAGUGGCACCGUGGAGGAUUCCUUUGCCUGGUACCACAACAAGAGGAGCUUCAGCACCCCUGACUCAGGGAACAUCUGUGCUGAGAUCUCCCAUGGAGGCUGGUGGUACCACCAGUGCUUUUUCUCCAACCUCAAUGGGGUGUACUACAAGGGUGGCAGGUACUCCAUCAAAAGCCGCAAGCUGCUGGGGCCGGACGGGGUUGUGUGGUACUCCUGGAAGGACACAGACUACUACUCCCUGAGGAAGGUGGUGAUGAUGAUCCGACCACGCACUUUCCAGCCCCACCUCUCCCCGUGA